Messenger RNA from Herpailurus yagouaroundi (jaguarundi), 663 nucleotides. RefSeq names its product extensin-like. The record is from RefSeq and is a predicted model, not a curated record. The transcript has 2 exons. Bases 1 to 663 code for a protein of 220 amino acids. NCBI's taxonomy places the organism in Eukaryota, Metazoa, Chordata, Mammalia, Carnivora, Felidae.
AUGGAAGCGACCCCCAGCCCCACGCCUUCGCUCCCCACGCCCUCCGCUUCCCCCUCCACCCCCGUCCUCUCCCCGAAUCGGAGCGUCGGUGCCCACUGCCACCCCAGGGGAAUGCCAGCCCCGGCUGGAAGGUCGGCGGUGGUCCAGCCUCCAGGCACGCAGCCCGUCCCGCCGCCGUUCCUCCCAGGGACCCCAAGUCUCCACGUCCCCUCCUCCCCACCCCCCCCCCGCGCGCCCCCUCCUCCGAGCUGCAGCGCAGCCCCAGGGCAGGGUGCCGCCGGCGCGGGGUCGGACGCGGCGCGGAGCUCCCGCCGGGCGGGCGGCGCGGGCGCAGGAGCAUCCCCCUCGGCGCCCCCUUCCCAGGCCCGCAGCCCACCCCGCGGCGCCCACCAGCCCCACCCCCACCAAGCCAAAGAAAAGAAAGAAAAAGCACCCCCGACGAAACUUUGCAACUGUCCGAGCAACAGGCAGAAACCCCUGCUACCUACCCAGAUGUGGGGGAGCUUUCAAGAUCCUUCUUCGGGGGAAUUUCUAGGAGGAACCGGGCGAAAGCCCCCGACUUUCCAUGCUGACAGGCGUCUGCAGACGAUCUAUGCCUUUGUUCCUGAUGAUUCCCAGCCCUGGUUACACAUCAGAACCAACGUACCAGGGCCUCAGCCCUGA